Molecule: messenger RNA, 2377 nt
Organism: Closterium sp. NIES-67
Lineage: Eukaryota; Viridiplantae; Streptophyta; Zygnematophyceae; Desmidiales; Closteriaceae
Source: the annotation of a GenBank genome assembly
CGCACAGAAGCUAGGUCGCAGUUGAAUUGAUCCGAGUCGCUACGGUCUACAGCAGGAGGGACCUAGAAGAAAAUAUCUACCCACUCUGGGACACAUCGCCACCAAUGAAGAAUGACAUGUACAUAAGUCAGGGGAGGCUCAUGAUAGGAAAAGUAGAAGCAGAUCGCGCCUAACACCGUGGCUCCUUGUGUUGCUUAUCCUCUUUUGGCCUAACUCGUACUGCCGUCGGAAUCCGGCGCUCCGUCUCGACAUGCCCUGCGCGAUCCUCGGUAGCCUGAAAUAGAUCUAAACGACUUGCCAGGAUAGCCCUUAGAAGCAGCCCUCCCGAGAACCCUCCGUACUGCCCGCCACCUCGACGCCGCAUGCACCCCAUCCGCGCCGUCAGAAGCGGCAUGUCGAGCUCGUCGCCGCCGCUUGCGGCGGUGCUGCUGCUUGUGUGCGCGGCGCUCGCUCCCCUCACCGUCCACGCGCAAUGGACGUCCCUCCCCCGCAUCACGCGCGGCGCUUGGCUGUCCCGCUCAUUCGGCUCCGCUUCCCGCCGCUUUAUUCCCGCCGACGCCGCCGCAGAUGAGCGACCGCUCUUCCCCCACGCGCAGUCGAAGCUGACGUCAUCGCUCUCCCUCGCCCCCUGGAUGUUCCCCUUCGCGCGCUCGCGCUCCUUCCUCCGCUCCGCCUCCCGCCCGGCAGCGCCCUCCGCGCCCACCUUCUCUACCGCCACGCUCGAGCGCGACCAGCCGCCCAAACCGCCCAAGUCGCCGAAAUCGCCGAAGCCGCCUACAGCCCCCAAACCGCCCAAGUCCCCGAAGCCUCCCUCUCCCCCGAAGCCAGUGAAGUCCCCCAAGCCCCCCUCACCCCCCAAGCCUGGAAAGUCCCCCAAGCCUCCUCCUCCCCCCCGCCCGCCCCCCUGCCCCCCCCCCGGAGUGGCCAUCGACGUACGCAGGCGUCGCGCCGCUCGCGGAGGACGCCUCCGAAACGCCCGUCUUCGACGUGCGGGAGGGGUUCGGGGCGGUCGGGGACGGCACGAGCGACUCGUGGAACGCGUUUGACGGCGCGUUCCGCGCAGCGUGUGAGAGCGCCGAGGCGAGCGGCGGACGGGCGGUGGUGCGGGUGGGCGAGGGCGCGUUCUACCUGAACCGGUCCAUCACCGUUAACGGGUCGUGCGGCGCUGGACUCACGCUGCAGGUGGACGGCAGCAUCUACGGCCCGGUGUCCAAGGCGGGCUACCCCGAGCCGUCGCUGUACCUGAACGGCACGCUGAUCGGCGUGGCGAGCAACGGGCUCUUCCGCUUCAUCGGCGUCGCGGGGCUCGUGGUGCGCGGCAGCGGGGUGAUGGAUGGCAACGGGAAGAAGUUCUGGGGCUCCAAGGCGCCCACCAGGCCGCACAUACUCACCCUCAUUGACUGCCACAACACCACCAUCGAUGGGCUCCUGCUGCGCAACCCGCCCAUGUACCACGUGUUUGGGUACAGCACGGAGGGGCUGUGGAUCCGCGGGGUGACGACCAACAGCCCCGAGUCGUCGCCCAACACGGACUCGCUCAAGCUGCUGGGCGUGCGCCACGCGCUCAUCGAGAACUGCACCUUCCACGGCGGCGACGACGACGUGUCGCUCGUGGCCAGGGGCGCACAGAGCGUGGUCAACGUCACCGUCAGGAAUCUCAUAGCCACAGCCGGCCAUGGCAUCAGCAUUGGAAGCCUGGGUGCUGGAGGGGCAGUGGCGUGUGUCUCCGAUGUGACUUUCAAGGACCUCAUUAUAGCCAACCUCGAUAAUGGGCUGCGCAUCAAGACAUGGCAGGGAGGCAUGGGCAUGGUGCGCAAUGUACGAUACGAGAAUGUAUACAUGACAAACACUGACAACGCCAUUAUACUGAAUCAGUUUUACUGCGACUCACACCAGGACUUCUUCUGCGGCAUCGCACCCAACAAUGUGGCCCUUGUCAACGUCUCCUACUCCAAUGUCUAUGGCACCACAACACGAUAUGGGAUGAAAAUCCGGUGCAGCGAGACGGUCCCAUGUGGCGGCAUCAACCUGAGCAACGUCAACCUGGUCUCCUCCAAGGCAGGCAGCUCCCUGCGCCCCGUGCUGGAGAACGUGGUGGCCAGCCACGCCACAGGGGUGGUGGCGCCCGUGCCAGAAGGCAUGGGGUCGUAUGCUAACUGGGGUUUGACAGCACCAACAGCAGCACAAGCUGCAAAUAUACAAAACAUGAUGGCACAAUGUGGAAGCUAACUUAUGACUGAUGUAUACAUGCGCAUAAUAAUCGAAUUACGCUUAACCUGAAGCUUGAACCAUGAGAAAGAAUGUAAUGUGAAAAGUUGGAUAGUUGCUUGACAAAUUGUGAUUGCACCUUUUAGCUAAUGUACGUCAUAUUUAGCAC